Messenger RNA from Spodoptera exigua (beet armyworm), 2153 nucleotides. NCBI's taxonomy places the organism in Eukaryota, Metazoa, Arthropoda, Insecta, Lepidoptera, Noctuidae. The record is from the annotation of a GenBank genome assembly.
GCUGCGAGGCCUGUCGCUCGAUAUAUAGAGGAGAUACGACGUGUGCCCUCACACACUCCUCUGAGAGUGUUCUGAGACGACUUCUUUCUAGCCUUAAGUUCACUUCACCUUUCAUCCAAAUUCUCGUUCAUAGCCACCUCAAGUGGCGGAACACCUUCACCUCACGAAGCAGCAGGAGAGGCACAUCAGGCCGACCGACGAGCCGUGCGCCGUUGUAAGCGACCCACAGCCCAGUAAGAGUAAUUUUUGUCCGCGUAACCGGCGCCAUACCAAGCAACCCGCCCGCAUAGGAUGGUAGAAACUGACCCCGGGCCCAAGAAAUCUCACAAUUGUGAUGUAAAAAGGGACCUUCAACUAAACGGCCCAGGUUCCAAAGCCGCCGAGCUUGGCGUCGUACCUUCACUGAAGACACCAGUCAAGCUCGACCCCGAGAAGGGCUCCAACUCGGAAAAAGCUGACUUCGAGAGGGCUAUCGAGUUAACCGGAUAUGGACGGUUCCACUACCUGCUCCUGGCAGUAUGCGGCCUCGUCAGCACCUCAGAGGAGAUGGACGUCAUCUCGAUGUCCUUCAUCCUUCCAUCGGCUCAGUGCGACCUAGACCUCACCACACAGACUAAAGGAUGGCUGAACAGUAUAAUCUUCAUCGGUAUGAUGGUGGGUGCGUACGCGUGGGGCUCCGUGGCGGACUCCUUAGGCCGCAAACGUGUGCUCAUCGCGAUCUCCGUGGUCAACGCGCUCGCCAUCGUCGCCUCUUCCUUCAGCCAGAACUACGAACUCUUCAUGCUCUUCCGCUUUAUCAAUGGUGCCGCUUUAGGUGGAUCUGGUCCUGUGAUCUGGUCAUACUUCGCGGAGUUCCAGCCGAAGAAUAAGCGAGGUGCCAUGUUGAGCUUCAUGGCGGCUUUCUGGACUCUUGGCAAUUUGUUCGUCGCUGGUUUAGCCUGGGUCAUCAUCCCUAGCGGAAUUGGAGGAGUCACAAAUGGUUUCGUGUACAACUCAUGGCGUAUCUUCUUGCUGGUAAUGUCACUGCCUUCCUUCUUGGUAGCCGCAUUACUUUUCCUGCUCCCCGAGUCUCCCAAGUUCUUGAUUUCAAAUGGCCGUCACGACGAAGCCUUAGAAGUAUUCAAAGGCAUUUACAUGAUGAACACCGGCCGGAGUAAGGAGGAGUACCCAGUCAAACAGUUGCUGGUCGAAGAGAACUACCAUUCCAAACCAGAGAAACAGAUUGAAGCCAAUAAGGAGCCUAAGUCUAAGUUAAGGAAAAUGUUCAGCGACAUCGUGGAACACAGCAAACAGUUAUUCGUGCCGCCUAUACUCAAGUUUACUGCGAUCUCUAUCACUAUUAACUUCACAUUCCAUAUUGGGUACUACGGCCUCAUGAUGUGGUUCCCAGAGAUGUUCAACCGCUUCGACGAAUGGUCCAGGACGCAUGACAACGCGGAGGCUGACAUUUGCAUGGUUACCGAGUAUGUCACAAAAUUCGGAACACAUUCGACGGCAGCACAGUGCGACGCUCACAUAAAUUCAGAUGUAUUCAUGGAUUCGCUGAUCACUGUAGCUGCUGCUAUUCCAUCUAAUAUAUUUGCCGUACUUGGUAUGGACCGACUUGGAAGGAAGUUCUUCCUUGUGUUCGCGACAUUCUCGGCUGGGUUAUGUUCAGCCGCUAUGUACUUCGUGUACAAUAAGACAAACAACUUAAUUGUAAGCGCCAUCUUCAGUUCGGUGAUAUCCUGCGGUAACGCGUCACUCGACUGUCUCAUCACAGAAGUCUUCCCUACUAACUUGCGUGCUACCGGUGUAGCGGUGUCGAUGGUGGCGGCCCGGCUGGGUGGUAUCAUCGGCAACGUGGUGAUCGCCGCGCUGCUGGACACGUACUGCCCGGCGCCCACCUUCAUCGUGGCCGUGCUGCUGGCCAGCGGCGGCCUCAUGUGCCUCUUCCUGCCCAACACCACGCGGCAGGCCCUCUCCUAACAUCGCCAUCGCUCUCACAGAAUGCCACUACACUCAACUUUUUUCUUGCCGUACAAACUUGUAAUGUCAAUUUCGAAGAAGACUCAAAUGGCAUUUUGUUUGAGUAACUUUGGCCUGCCAUGUGAUAUAUAACAUAAUUUUAAGAUAUUAAGCAUUAAUCUCAUCGAAAGAUCCAAUGAUGUAAC